Messenger RNA from Alternaria conjuncta, 708 nucleotides. RefSeq lists its product as uncharacterized. NCBI's taxonomy places the organism in Eukaryota, Fungi, Ascomycota, Dothideomycetes, Pleosporales, Pleosporaceae. Gene Ontology annotation, cellular component: cytosol. Gene Ontology annotation, biological process: cytokinin biosynthetic process. Bases 1 to 708 code for a protein of 235 amino acids. The transcript has 2 exons. The record is from RefSeq and is a predicted model, not a curated record. Gene Ontology annotation, molecular function: hydrolase activity, hydrolyzing N-glycosyl compounds.
AUGGGCUCAAAGCAAGUACACACAAAGCCACCCAAUGGAACGAGUUCGAAACCAUUCACAUUGUGUGUCUUCUGUGGGUCUAGUGAGGGGAAAGAUCCCAGGUUUCGCGAUGCUGCCAAAGCGCUAGCGGAUAUCAUGGCGAAGAGAUCGUGGUCGUUGGUGUACGGAGGCGGGACUAUGGGGUUGAUGGGCGUACUCGCUGGAAACGUAGUGGCAUCGCAAGGAUCCGACACGGUACAUGGAAUCAUUCCACGUGCUCUUCUACUGGGCGGGCCGCCGCCCGCGCCGGAGCGAUUCGGGCGUACAACGGUGGUGGACAACAUGCACGAGCGUAAGCGGAUGAUGGCUGAGGAGGCUGAUGCCUUUGUGGCGCUGCCUGGUGGUUUCGGGAUGCUCGAGGAGUUACUCGAGAUGACGACAUGGAGCCAGCUAGGCAUUCACGCGAAGCCGGUGGUUGUACUCAACGCAUCCGGCUUCUUUGACGGUGUGUUUGAGUGGAUGCAAACUGCGAUCAAGUCUGGCUUCAUCCCUGACGUUCAAGGGGGCUUGAUUGGGCAGGCUCGUACAGUUGAGGAGCUGGAGGCGUUAGUUAGUGCUAGAGAGCCCGUUGAGGGACGAUACACGUUCCUUAGAUGGACAGGAAAGAAGGAUGAGGAGACCGCAGAUGGUGAAGACUUGGGGAGCCGAAAUGAUCUGGUCUCUCCGUAA